AUGGUGGCUAUUAUAUACAGACAUAAGGCCAAGGAGUUCAACGAGCUCAAGAUCGCCGGCGGGUUCAACAAUUGGGAGAUUGUGCCCAUGCAGUGGAGUCCCGCCAAGGAGCAAUGGGAGUACGAGCUCGAUCUGGAGAAGAUUCCCGCCGCAGUGACCAAGAUCCACUUCAAGUUCAUCGACGACCAGGGCAAUUGGUUCACUGACAGCAAUUACGCCAAGGAGAUCGACGAGCACAACAACGAGAACAACGUCAAGUUGUUGCCGGGACACCAGGAGACCGCUACUGCUUCGGAUGAUAAGGACGUCUCUUACCAGGACGAGCAAUUGGAGAAAGGGCCCAUCACCCCAGCUCCAUCUCUGGUUGCUGAGAAAACAUCAGAAAAACACACUACCACAGAAGAUCCAAAGCCAGUGCCUGAAGCGUUGCCUGAAGUCACAGAAACUAUAGUAGAGGAGCCCGCCAAGGCGCUGACCGACGAGGAGGACACCGCCAAUAGCUCAGAAGAACAGACUCGCGUAGAAGAGGAGGAACCAGAGCAGAUCGAAGAGGUUACUGAUACAAAUGAAACCAAAAAUACCGUAAUCAAAGGAUCUGAUGCAGAUAUGUACAAGACUCUCUUGCAAAAAAUCAUUGAGUUCUUCGUGUCAUGGUUCGCUUGGAUACGGGGUGACGCUAAAUAG
Molecule: messenger RNA, 684 nt
Organism: Nakaseomyces glabratus
Lineage: Eukaryota; Fungi; Ascomycota; Saccharomycetes; Saccharomycetales; Saccharomycetaceae
Gene: UIP4
Product: Uip4p
Source: RefSeq, a predicted model, not a curated record